Momordica charantia (bitter melon) is the source of this 885-nucleotide messenger RNA. RefSeq lists its product as uncharacterized. The record is from RefSeq and is a predicted model, not a curated record. Lineage: Eukaryota; Viridiplantae; Streptophyta; Magnoliopsida; Cucurbitales; Cucurbitaceae. Gene Ontology annotation, biological process: root development; shoot system development.
AUGGAAGCCUCUGCUUUGAACCCAAGAAACUCUCAUCAUAUCCGCUCAAGCAGCUGGCCCUCAAAGACACACCCGUUCAUUGAUCAAGUCGACGAGCAUUUAUGCAGACUGAAGGAGGCCUCAGAAGCCACAUCAUCAACUUCAUCUGAACUAUGCCAUAAACUAAAUGGCCUUCAGGAUUUGCAUGAUUGCAUUGAUAGGUUGCUUCUGUUGCCUCUCACCCAAAAUGCUCUGGUCCAAGAGAGUGAUAAGAGAUGGCUCGAUGAUAUACUCGAAGGAUCUGUCAGACUUUUGGACUUGUGUGACAUAGCUAAGGAUGCACUGUUGCAGACAAAAGAAUGUGUCCACGAACUAGAGUUGGUAUUGCGCAGAAGAAGGGGAGGUGAAAUGUUCAUAGCAAACGAGCUUCAGAAAUGCUUAAGUGCUAGGAAGUUGGUAAAGAAAACAAUCUAUAAAGCCUUGAAGACAGUUGAAACCAAAAGUUGCGAGAAAAGUCAAGCCACUCCGGCCAUCGUCAGCUUGUUGAAACAGGUUGAAGCAAUCAGUUACAACAUUGUCGAAUCCUUGUUGUCUUUCAUAGCAGGACCCAAGUUGCCAUCAAAUUCAAGCCGUUGGUCUCUCAUUUCCAAGCUUGUGCAACCCAAGAGGAUAGCCUGCGAAGUUGAAGAAGCAAGUAAAAAUGAAGUGGCAAUGGUUGAUGCUGCAUUAUAUACAGUUUCCAGUCAAAAAACAAAUAAACCUGAUUUUCUUGUGCAAGUUGACAAUUUGCAGAGUUCAUUGAAAAUAUUUGGUUCAAACAUUCAAGAAGUUGAAGGUGAUCUUGAGGCUCUAUACAAGCGCCUUAUUAAAACUAGAGUCUCACUUCUCAACAUCUUCAACAACUAA